AUGUCAGAGAAAGGAGACUCGCCAGCAGAGACGCCACUGCGCGGCAAAGGGAUCUCGAAGCGUCCCCCUCCUCUUGGCGAGCCUGGCGGUGCUGCUGGUGGCAGGGCUGAUCGCUCACGCUGGCCUCCACAGGGUGAGGAAACAGACCUGGACGCCUACGCCACUAUGGCCUACGUGCAGUCCCUCCAGGCAAAGAUCGAUGCGAUGGAGACCUCAAUCAAGGAGUCCAUCAACGCCACCGUCACCACCGUGGUCGGCUCCGCGACCAAUCCCAUCUCGCUGGCGCUCAAGGCCGCCCAGGACGGCAUCGACGGGCUUGGCGCCAAGAUCGAGAAGAACGUCCACCUCGCCGUCGGCCAACAGAUCGACUCCACGAGGAAGCACUUCCAGCAGAUGCUCGACGCGUUCAACAUCCGCGUCGGCGAGGUCGAGGCCAAGCAGGAGAAGACUGACAAAGCCAUCGGGCUCAUGGCCGAGCAGAUCAAGAUCUUGCAACGCGAGCUCGCCACAUCCAACCAGCAACCGAUCAAGCAGCAGUACAUCGGGCGCGACUUCGACCGCGAGACCGACGCCACCAUCAUCAAGGUCCAUGCCGACGGACUCGUCACCCUGGCCAAAGCCACCGAGUCCCUCACCAAGUUUGUGGCGGGCUGCGACAUCCGCGACCGCCGAGCACAGAAGGUCCCGGACAGCAUGCGCUCGUCCAACGGCACCUGGGUGCGCAUCUACGCCGACGCUGUCUCGGGCCACGGGGCGGUCGAGCUGCGGAUGGGCCCCGACAAGACGCCGAAGCAGAUCAAGACGGAGAUCGUUGGGAAGCGCCUCCGCCAAGCCAUGGAACGCGAGGUCCCGAACCACGUCUGGCGAGUGGACCGCACAAAGGCAUGGAUCACAGCAGGGUGGGCCCCUGUCAUCGCGUACAGCGUCCGCCCAGGCAGGGGCGAGCCGACCAUCCUCACGUUCCAAGACACCGGCCUGCCUGCGCUGGGCAUCGACCGCACGACGCUCAAGAACGCAGCCAGCGUGGUCGUCGCACCUGAAGCCGCCCCGCACGGACCGUCGCCCUGCCUAGCAGUCGGCACGUGGAACGCCCGCGCUCUCUUGGGCUACCAGGGCAGACGUGUCGUGGAGAAGUCAUCGUACCUCAAGUCCAUGCCGCUGCGCAAGAUGGUCUUGGGCAUCCAGGAGGUGCACCAGAACCAUGACCAGCUCCUCGCCUUCAUGCGGAAGAUCGACAGCACCCUCGACAUGCACUCCUCCUUCGCUCCUGGGUAUCAUGGCACUAUCAGUGGCGGGGUAGCCGCUGUGUUCCCAGCUGGGAUGAACGCCGUGAGCGACCCCAUCUUCCCUGGCCGUGUCCUACGCUCUGUCUUCCGUGCUGGCGACCAAAUGAUGAUCUUCUACAAUGUCCACAAUUACGACCUCAGCAACGCCACCAUCCAGAACAUCACCUCGCGCAUCAACAACGACCUACAUUGGGUGAGGUCCGACCCGAGCCGCAAUGUCAUGUUCGUCACUGGUGAUUUCAACUUCUCCGCCGUCGGGAAGCUGAAGCUCAUGGACCCUGCGGCAAAGGGCAACUCGAACCCAUCCGAAACGUCCAAAGCAUCGGCGCGCAAGUGGCACAACGCUCUGCAGCAUCUAGUGGAGAUUGACAGCGCCGACACCACGCACUACUGCUCCGAGACGAAGGCAUCCUUUUCCGCCGAGAUGCUGAGCAGCGUCUCGAAGCCAUUGACCAAGCAGUUCAGCGUGGGCGCCUACGACCCGCUCAAGCUCUGGAACCCGCUCAGCAAGCGUCUGGUUCUGACGGGGGUCAAGACUAGCGAGGGCACCGUGACGGGCCCCAGCGAGCGACUCAAGAAACUUGUCGAGCACUGGCAGCCCGUCUUCGAGGACAAGUCCGUCGACUCGACCAAGGCCGCAGCCUACCUGAACCAGUUCUCGCCCACCAUCGAUUUUUCCAAGUACAAGCCGCCAGACUACGAGACGCUCAAGAAGUUCGCCAAGCGCUCGUCACCCACCUCGCCAGGCCUUGAUGGGCUCCCGUACCUCGCCUGGUCCGCGCACGAAGAGUGCACCGAGGUUCUCUGGGACGUCAUGUGCUACAUGCUUAACGGCGGCAUCUUCCCCGACGAAGUGAACGCGACUGUCCAAGCCUUCUUGCCCAAAGGUGAGGAACCCGAGGACUCGGAACACAACGGCUGCCAUCGAGACCCAUCCAAAGUUCGUGUCUUGGGACUGCGCAACACGUCCCUCAAGAUCAUCAGCAGCGCGAUGAAUGCUGCGACGGCAAUGGUGGCAGCUGAUGUAGUCCCAGCCUCACAGGGCGGGUUCAUCCACCGGCGCAACGUUGGCUACAACAUCCUCGAGCUCGACGCCGAGAGCCGCAUUGCCUCGGCCGACCCAGAUGCCCAGAACAUGCUGCCUGUGCUGGUGUCGCUGGACAUCGCGCAGGCCUUUCCCAGCUUCGCCCACCAGUUCAUCCGUCUGGCGCUCAAAGCCAUGGGCGCCCCUGAAGCGGCCCUAAUGUUCUUCGACUCCAUGUGCAACAACAUCCUCGCGAUGGCCCCGUGCGCUGGCCAGUACGUACCGCUCUUUUACAUCAGGUCGGGCAUCAUCCAAGGAUGCGGAUGGAGCGGCACGCUGUAUGCGCUGGGCACUGCAUGCUUCCUGCUCAACCUCGAGACCGUCCUCGAAGCUCAAGGCCGUGGACUUUGUCGGGCAUGCGCUGAUGACCUUGGUCUUGUCCUUCGGGCCGUUGCCUACCUCGUCUACCUCGCAGACGUCAUGCUUUGCAUGGAAAUCCUGGCUGGUCUUGAAUUGAAGGCGCCGAAGUGCCACAUCUUCCCCUUGGCAGGCCAGGUCAAUGCUGACCUCGCCCUCAGGCUCAAAAACGCGCUGCUCGCCAUAGUCCCGAAGUUCAAGGACUUCAACGUAUGCGACCACCUUACCUACCUCGGCCUCUUGCUGGGCCCUGGCGCCACGGACCAGCUCAUCUACGCGAAAGCGUUCAACAAGUACCGCUCCCGAGCCAUGGCGCACAGCGCGAGUGACGCGCCAGCCGUCGGAACUGUCUCCCUGUAUAACGGCCGCGCGCUCCCAGUCCUUGGCUACCUUGCCCAGUGCGCCUUGCUCCCGCACGAGCACUUCAAACACGAGAGCUGGAUCAACGCCUCCGUCCUGCGCUUCCCGAAUGGCGCUUUCAG
This is a messenger RNA of Prorocentrum cordatum, 3209 nucleotides long. The record is from the annotation of a GenBank genome assembly. Lineage: Eukaryota; Dinophyceae; Prorocentrales; Prorocentraceae.